AUGGGCAUGGCCGGUGGCAUGUCCGGAGGCGGCGCGCCGAACCCGUCGCUGCUCAACAACUACCCGCUUCGUAAGCACAAGUACAACGAGGUCCUGUCCAAUCUCCGCACCGUCAUGAUUGAGAAGAUGGUCCGUCCUGAGGAGGUCCUUAUUGUCGAGAACGAUGAGGGAGAAAUCGUCCGCGAGUUCGUCAAGGAGAGCGACACAGUCCAGCUUUACAAGACCAUCAGAGAGUGCUUGGUGUACCUGACGCACUUAGACGUUGUGGACACCGAGAACAUCAUGACGGAGAAGCUCGCCCGGCAGGUCGAUGGCAGCGAGUGGUCAUGGCACAACUGCAACGUUCUUUGCUGGGCCAUUGGUUCGAUUUCCCUGGCCAUGAACGAGGAGACUGAGAAGAGAUUCCUGGUCACUGUCAUUAAGGAUCUUUUGGGCCUCACCGAGAUGAAGCGUGGCAAGGACAACAAGGCCGUCGUCGCCUCCAACAUCAUGUAUAUUGUUGGACAAUACCCCCGGUUUUUGAAGGCACACUGGAAGUUCCUCAAGACUGUCGUCAACAAGCUCUUCGAGUUCAUGCACGAGUCGCACGAGGGUGUCCAGGACAUGGCUUGCGAUACCUUCAUCAAGAUCGCGAGACAGUGCCGUCGUCACUUCGUUGCUCUGCAGCCCAGCGAGCAGGAACCCUUCAUUGAGGAGAUAGUUCGCAACAUGCACAAGAUCACCUGCGAUCUCUCGCCUCAGCAAGUGCACACUUUCUACGAGGCCUGCGGUUACAUGGUGGCUGCCCAGGGCAACAAGCACCAGCAGGAGCGUCUGCUCAGCGAUCUGAUGGCCAUUCCGAACGCGGCGUGGGAUGAGAUUAUCAAGCAGGCCCGGGUCAACCCCGUCAUUCUUCAAGAUGCCGAGACGAUCAAGGUCAUUGGCAACAUCAUGAAGACGAACGUCUCCGCUUGCACAUCCAUCGGCCCGUACUUUUACCCCCAGAUUGGUCGUAUCUUCCUCGAUAUGCUCCAGAUGUACCGUGCUACCAGUGAACUGAUUUCCGAGGCUGUCCAAAAGCAGGGCGAGAUCGCUACCAAGAUGCCGCACGUCCGUGGACUGCGUACCAUCAAGAAGGAGAUUCUCAAGCUCGUUGAGACGUACGUUGAGAAGGCCGAGGAUCUGCAAUCUGUGCGCCAACAGAUGGUACCGCCCCUGCUUGAGUCCAUCCUGAUCGACUACAACCGCAACGUGCCAGGAGCUCGUGACGCCGAAGUCCUCAAGGCUAUGUCCGCGAUUAUCACCAAGCUGUCCACUUUGAUGGAGGACCAGGUCCCGAACAUCAUGGAGAACGUCUUCGAGUGCACUCUUGACAUGAUCAACAAGGACUUCUCUGAAUUCCCUGAGCACCGUGUCGAGUUCUUCAACCUUCUUCGCGCGAUCAACCUCCACUGCUUCCCGGCGCUGUUGAAGCUGGAUAACCGCCAGUUCAAGUUCGUCAUCGACUCGUGCUCAUGGGCAUUCAAGCAUGACAACCGCGAUGUGGAGGCCGCCGGACUUAACAUGUGCUUGGAGCUCAUCAACAACAUUGCGGAGAAGACUGAUGUGCAGACGGCCAACGCCUUCUUCCAGCAGUUCUUCAUCACCAUCCUGCAGGACGUCUUCUUCGUUCUCACUGAUAAUGACCACAAGGCGGGUUUCAAGACUCAGUCUAUGGUUUUGAUGAGGAUGUUCUACUUCGUGGAACCUGCCGACGGAAGCGCGGCGAAGAUCCAGGGUCCGAUUUACAGCCCCGACCAGGCGGCGGCUGGCACCUCCAACAAGGAGUUCCUCGCUAACUUCGUGGCUAACCUGCUUCGUGGUGCCUUCCCCAAUCUGCAACCCGCUCAAAUCCAGACCUUUGUUGAGGGCCUGUUCUCAUUGAACACUCAGUACGACAAGUUCCGUCUCAACCUGCGUGACUUCCUCAUCUCCCUAAAGGAGUUCGCUGGCGACAAUGCGGAACUGUUCCAGGUUGAGAAGGAGCAGCAGGAGCGGGACGCCAAGGCGGCGGACCUCGAGCGCCGUGGCAAGGUCGGCGGUCUGCUGAAGCCCUCUGAGCUGGAGGAUGACGAGUUGUGA
Messenger RNA from Colletotrichum acutatum, 2100 nucleotides. Its product is annotated as exportin-1. Gene Ontology annotation, cellular component: nucleus; cytoplasm. The record is from RefSeq and is a predicted model, not a curated record. The transcript has 4 exons. Gene Ontology annotation, biological process: ribosomal small subunit export from nucleus; protein export from nucleus; ribosomal large subunit export from nucleus. Gene Ontology annotation, molecular function: nuclear export signal receptor activity. Lineage: Eukaryota; Fungi; Ascomycota; Sordariomycetes; Glomerellales; Glomerellaceae. Bases 1 to 2100 code for a protein of 699 amino acids.